This is a messenger RNA of Capronia epimyces CBS 606.96, 1179 nucleotides long. RefSeq lists its product as uncharacterized. Gene Ontology annotation, molecular function: hydrolase activity. Lineage: Eukaryota; Fungi; Ascomycota; Eurotiomycetes; Chaetothyriales; Herpotrichiellaceae. The transcript has a single exon. The record is from RefSeq and is a predicted model, not a curated record. The coding region runs from base 1 to 1179 and encodes 392 amino acids.
AUGGCAACGAGGCGAGUGCGGAUCGUGUGUAUUUCUGACACACACAAUCAAACGCCCAAACUGCCCGCUGGCGACAUACUGAUCCACGCAGGUGACCUUACUAACCAGGGCACUUUCUCGGAACUGCAGAAGGCCGUCAGCUGGCUCAGGCAGACCGAUUUCCGGGUCAAGAUCGUUGUCUGCGGUAACCACGACAUCACUUGUGAUAUUCCAUUCUAUCAGCAGUAUGGCGCUUACUUCCACAAUAAAAGGAUGGAAGAUCCCGAGCGUUGCAUUGCCCUAUUCCGAUCAGACCCAUCCAUCGUGUACCUGAAUCACGAAUCCAAGCAAGUCAGAAUCAAUCACGAAGACGGCUCUCUUUCAGUCCUCAAGAUCUUUGGCUCCCCAUAUUCUCCUGCAAACGGACUCUGGGCCUUUGGGUAUGAGCCGGAACAUGCCUCUCAGCUGUGGGACAAGAUACCUCUGGAUACAGAGAUCAUAGUGGCGCACACACCGGCGAAGUUCCAUCGAGAUGAAUCCAGCACACGUGGAGCCGCAGGAUGCGAGAGGCUUCGGCAGACAUUGUGGAGGGUUCGUCCCCGAUUGUUUGUCUGUGGACAUGUCCACGAAGCGUAUGGUGUCGAAGCUGUCACAUGGGAUCUUUCUUUAUCGCAUGUGAAGUUCAAAGAGAAAGCUGUCCGAUAUUGGCAUGACGCUCAUCCCGAAAGCAAAAAGCAAUUUACCGUCGAUCUUUCGUCGAGAGUCAAGUCGGUGGUCCUGCAAAACGAUGGGAGCACAGGGAACCUUGUUUCCACAACACAGAUUGUCAAUUCGCAGAGAGCGGAAGUCGACGGCACUGCUGACAAAGAUAUAGCGCCGGAAGCAGAACACAAUGAAGGUCUUUUGCCUGCCAUUCCCGCUCUUCCUCGGCCUCCGUUUCCCGACUUCGAAAAGGCGGAGCGGCAUAUCACGUCUACCGUCGAACCAACCGAGUUAAGGCAAUCGGAAACCCACGGGAACCAGGGCCCUACCUCUAAUGGUCUAUCAGAUCAAGAAGCAAUAGCUAAUUGCGGGGGCAGACUCGAAACCUGCAUCGUAAAUGCUGCGUUUAUGGCUUCCAACUGGCCACACAACGCCGGGAAGAAGUUCCAUAAGCCUAUUGUUAUUGACCUCGACUUGCCAGUGCAGUAUCCUAACUAG